GCACCCUGUAUGGUGUAGGCCUAGAUCUAUGGGUGAAGCGAGGUGAAGCGGUUGAGCGGUUCACACGUGUGUGUGAAACGGACCAAUCCUUAUCACUAGUUUCUGUUUGUUAUCAAGAAAGGAAAAAAACCGAAAAUGAUUUCCUAUUUUUUGUCAUAAUUUUUUCGUCUAUAAUGAUUUGAUCCUCAGUGUCUUUGCAGUUUCAAAUGUGUACCAGCGGUAUAAGUAUACAUAACUCAUUCUAUAAAAGAGACAUCAGACGCCGGAGUGAUCCCAAUUCGUCAUCCGUCCAUUGAAGAUCGCAAGUCUUUCAGUUAUCAUAACUGCGCACCUUUAUUAUAUCAAUUGUUCGAUUAUCUCGCCGAUGACGGAUGAAAUUGAAAUUUCCUUUUCUUCGAUCGUUGUUACUCGAUUAGCGAGUGUACACAUAUAUGACUCGCUGCUCCGGUUAAUGCCCGUGUCCGUACAAGAUACGUAGCAGCGAACGAGAGUGCGAUUAUACUUGGUAUAUGCGUUACACCGAAGAAUGCUCUGGUCUGCUCUCCUCAAUUUGGAAUUGAAACGCGAGCAAUUUGAAUUUUGAUACGAGCAAUUUUUCCUCGAAUCCGAAUCGAAAGCGAUAGUGAAAUCGGGUACAAACGAAACAUACAGAAUGAAUCUUGGAAUGCGCAACUGGUUGGCGCGCCAAGUAAAACCAACGUCGACGCUGCUUGUCGGCAGACAAAUGAGUACGAAACCCCGAACGAGAAUUAUGCCUCAUGUGGACCGCGACGUGCUGGAUGCGAUAGAACGAGGCGAAAUCACCGCCAAAAAGCAUCCGGGCAAAGUGAGCGUUGGUACAUCGUGUUUGCCGGAAGAAUUGACGCAAGCCAUCAAGAAAGUAGUCUCAGACACAGCGCCUAAAAAUUUGAGAGGCGACGCUCAGCUGCUUCGCACUAAUUUACGAUGUCGAGCACUUCCCGCCGAAAGAGCCGAUUUACAAGCGAAAAUUCAAGCUCAUAUCUCAGAAGGCGUUUAUAGCGGCGAAAUCAGCGACGUCGAUGAUGUAAUCGCCGCUUCGAGGCGUUCGCCAUUGCGAAAAGUGAUAAACCAACGAAUACGAUCUUGGUUUCCCAUCGAUUACACCACUUACGUUGGCAAACUAUAUUUGAUCGCGAGAAUGGCUGCCGAGUACGCUGUUUUAAAUAGGAUUUUCGCCGAAAUCCAGCUCACGUGUCCUCAGUUCCAGCCGCAUUCUUUAUACGACUUUGGUUCCGGAGUGGGAACAGUGUCUUGGAUUGCUCGUAAAUAUUGGGCCGAAUCGUUGCAAGAGUAUUUCUGCGUCGAUUCUUCCGGAGAAAUGAACGAACUCGCUAAAUUGCUACUGAAAGGCGGCGAUGAGACAGUGCCAUUACCAAUUUCUGGCUUAUAUUAUAGACAGUUUCUUUCGACCACCGUGUCAUCCAAGUACAGUUUGGUUACCUGCUCGUAUUCGCUUUUUGAAUUACCAUCGGCUGAAAUUCGAUUGAAAACCUUGUCCAAACUAUGGAAUAAAACCGAAGAUUUUCUAGUCAUAGUCGAGCCUGGAACUAAAGCCGGCUUUCAGUUGGUCAACGAAGCGCGCGACUUUAUUAUUCAAAGCGAUUCCGAAAGCGAGCAUUCUACCGGAGUUCACGUACAUUCGCCGUGUCCGCACGAGUUUGAUUGUCCGAUGUUAAAACUGAGUCAGGGACUGUGCAGUUCACGCGUAUCUUAUCUUUCGCCAGCAAUAGUCACAAAUGCGUCUUACGAAAAUGAAUAUUUCUGUUACGUAGUUUUGAGAAAAGGCAAAAGAGAACCAUCAGAUAAUCAGUGGCCCAGAGUAGUAUCACAUCCUGCGAAACGUAAAAAACACACGCACUGUCGCUUAUGCACCAAAGAUGGUCAACUAACCGAUAUGACUUUUACCAAGCAGAAAUAUGGACUCACCACCUAUCAUUGUGGCAGAUCGUUGAAGCUAGGAGAUCGUCUACCUGCGCAGCUAACGGAAACCGAGCUGAAUGAGACGGAUGUAGAUGCUUAGUGCGCGCGUUAGCGUUUUACUUUUCCAACAACACCCAGCAGUUACAAAAAGAACUGAAAAUUUGAGCUGUACACUACCCGUACAUAUAACGACUGUAGCUUAUCGAAAGCGCCUCGCUCAUUACGAGCAUUGUUACGAUAGAUUUCAAUAAAUGUUCGUAUAUUUUU
Molecule: messenger RNA, 2208 nt
Organism: Planococcus citri (citrus mealybug)
Lineage: Eukaryota; Metazoa; Arthropoda; Insecta; Hemiptera; Pseudococcidae
Product: methyltransferase-like protein 17, mitochondrial
Exons: 11
Coding region: 653-2041 (462 amino acids)
Biological process (GO): translation
Cellular component (GO): mitochondrial small ribosomal subunit
Molecular function (GO): structural constituent of ribosome; methyltransferase activity
Source: RefSeq, a predicted model, not a curated record